Molecule: messenger RNA, 1735 nt
Organism: Candoia aspera
Lineage: Eukaryota; Metazoa; Chordata; Lepidosauria; Squamata; Candoiidae
Gene: ZIC3
Product: Zic family member 3
Exons: 3
Coding region: 1-1461 (486 amino acids)
Biological process (GO): regulation of transcription by RNA polymerase II
Cellular component (GO): nucleus
Molecular function (GO): DNA-binding transcription factor activity, RNA polymerase II-specific; RNA polymerase II cis-regulatory region sequence-specific DNA binding
Source: RefSeq, a predicted model, not a curated record
AUGGCCAUGCUGCUCGACGGCGGGCCCCAGUUCCCCGCCUUGGGGGUCGGGGGCUUCGCGGCCUCUCGCCCCCACCCGCACGACGUGGCCAUGGGGCUCAACCACCCUUUCGGCGAUUCUUCCUUCAAACUCAGCCCGGCUGCCCACGAACUGGCCGCGGGCCAGGGAUCGGCAUUUACGCCGCAAGCUUCGGGCUACGCGCACCACCACCACCACCACCCGCACCACCACCACCACCACCCGCCGCCGCCGCCUCACCCGCACGCCGCCGCCAGCCAGGUGCCCUCGCCUUACGUGGCCGCCUUCAACUCCACGCGGGACUUUCUCUUCCGCAACCGCGGCGGGGGCUGCGCCCUGGCCGAGGCGUCCUCGAGCGGCGGCGGUGGCGGGGCCAGCGGGGCCCCCGCCGGCUCCCCGGCCCAGCACGGCCUCUUCGGCAGCAACCCGCCCGGCGGCCUCCCGGACGGGCCCGGCGGCUACCUGCUCUUCCCCGGCUUGCACGAGCAGAACGCGGGCGGCCUGCCUUCCCCGUCGGGCCCCGUGGAGAGCGGGCAGCUGCACCUGGGCUUGCGCGGCGACUUCUUCGGCCGGCCGGACUCCUACCGGGGGGUCUCGAGCCCCAGGGCGGACGCUUACGGCGGCGCGCCUGCCUUCCCCAACUACGGCCCCGUGAACGUGAACGUGAACGUGGGGGGCAUGAACGUGGCGGCGGCUGCGGCCCACCACCACCACCACCACCACCCCCACCCCGCCGGCGCCGGCGCCUUCUUCCGCUACCUGCGGCAGCCGGUCAAGCAGGAGCUGGCGUGCAAGUGGCGGGACGCGCCUUCGCAGCCGCCGGGCCCCUCCAGGAACUCCUGCGACCGGCAGUUCAGCACCAUGCACGAACUGGUCACCCACGUCACCCUGGAGCACGUCGGCGGGCCCGAGCAGAACAACCACGUGUGCCUCUGGGACGACUGCGCCCGCCAGGGCAAGUCCUUCAAGGCGAAGUACAAGCUGGUCAACCACAUCCGCGUCCACACGGGCGAGAAGCCCUUCCCCUGCCCCUUCCCGGGAUGCGGGAAAAUUUUCGCCCGCUCGGAGAACCUCAAAAUCCACAAAAGGACCCACACAGGAGAGAAGCCCUUCAAAUGUGAAUUUGAAGGCUGUGAUCGGCGUUUUGCAAACAGCAGCGACAGAAAGAAACACAUGCAUGUGCACACUUCUGACAAGCCAUAUGUUUGCAAAGUCUGCGAUAAGUCUUACACCCACCCCAGUUCCUUAAGGAAGCACAUGAAGGUCCAUGAAACACAGAGCUCCGAAUCGUCCCCUGCAGCCAGUUCAGGCUACGAAUCCUCCACACCCCCUGCCCUGGCUGCUGCCCCCAGUAAGGACUCUGCCAAGCCUCCCCCUUCAGCUGUCCAGGCGGCCACCCCCAACCCUGGUCUGCCCCCCAACUUUAACGAAUGGUACGUCUGAGGAGGAACCGCUCAGCCACGGCCUGCCAACCGAGCCCCCUCUGAUUCCCCGCGACGUCAAAGGACGCCCAGCAAUUUCUGUCUGGCCUGCUGCUGGAUUUUACAGGACAAAAAUUGCCAAAAGGAACGAGAAAAGUGGGGAUGUAGGGGAGCAGGCGUCCUGUGGCUUGUCAUCCCCCACUCCAGUCUAAGAGCCAGAGGCUGGACUUAACCAUGUCUGCUUUUCUCAGGAUUAGCUGGUUCUCUUUCUGCAUUGAGUGUUUCUUUCAUUUUUU